AUGCCCUAUCAUAGAAAUGGUACUCUAGACCCUUAAACUUAUCAAAGGCAUCACACUGAGAUAACAACAAGCAGCUUAAUACAGCACAACCAUAAUAACAGUAUAGGUGAAGGAAGCAUCAAUAAUUACAUUGGAACUGCAAUUAGUGGUAGCACUGGUUUAACUGCAGUUGAUCUAAUUGCUAAUUUGAAUAAUAAUAUCAAUAGGAACAAACAGCAAGUAAAAUCUAGUGAAAAGCAUUAGAGAAAUCAGAUAUUUUCAAGAGGGACUGGAGGAAGUAUAGUGAACUAUAGUCGACCACGCACUAAUAGUCCAUUUCCACAUAUGAGAGAACGACACUCUAGAAAAGGAUUUGUACCAGUAGAUGAUGGAUCAGAAGAUAUGAAUUAAAUGAACAUUAUAAGAGAUUAAAAUAGCACGAUUUAAAACGCUAAAAUUUAGUUAUUCCCCAUUCAUGAUGAACGAUAUAUUCUGGACAAUAACUCAGCUGACAACUUGUCCACUAACCUGCAAGAUUCUCUAAAUAAUAGUCUUGGAGGAUAUUAUAACUCAAAUGGCAAACACAUUAAUCAAAGUGCAAUUUUAGAUAAUAGCCCUUUUGUCAAUAACAAAAUGAGUUAGUUUGAUGCUAAUUUUCUCAAUGAUAACAUGAAUAAAAGCAUGUUCUACAGUUCAUAACCUAUUCAUAAUCUGGCUUAACUUAGGACUCAAGAUCAAUCAGAGAGAGAUAAAAUAAACAUUAACAAUCAGAGUUUUAUUCUUCAAUAGGACAGCAAUACUAUCAGUCCAGUUGGAAGUCAUUCUAAGAAGAUUUCAGGAGUAAAUAUAGAUAAUACUUAACCAACCAUCAUUCUAUCACCUCAUAACAUUAAAUUUGCUUAAAAAAUGAUGACGGAUGGAACGCAGAGUAGAAACGAGAAUGUUCAUCACAGUAAAAAUUUAUCAGGACAUGGAUAAAAUAUUUUGAUUGAGAAUUUGAAUUCGAGCUAGAAUAUUGCUUAGUAUAUUAGAAAUCAAAGAUUAGAGUCCAGAGAUAUUUACCAAGAAUCAAGGCAGAGUUUACUUUCUCCAUAAAAUGACUCAUAAGAUAAUGCUGCUAAUUAAUAAAUAGGUAAUCCAAUAAGCUCGGCUUCAUUAGGAAGAGUCUAAUACUAGCAGGAGUAACCUCACUAUAUACCAGGUAAUACACAAGGUUAUGCUUCGAGAAAUCUGAUUAUUAGUGAUAGGGCUUAAAGAAAACAGCUAGGAACUGCUGGAAUUUCAUCUAACUAUAACCCAGCUGGAGGACUUUACAGGUUUAUUGAAAACGAGAGUAAUUUAAAUUCGCAUAUUAUGUCUCAUGAUAACAGAUUGCCAAUGAAUCCUCCCAAUUUCUAGAUAUAUAAUAACAUCACUAACAUCUAUAAAACUGUCUAAUCUGAGUAAAAGAUAAUACAAGAAUUGUAGAAUAACAGUGAUAUCAUAUCAGGAAGUAGUUCUGCUGCAAAGUAACGCUUUAUUUUAGAACCUAUUAGAGAAAACGCAGCCUCUAAUUUGAUCUAAAAAAGUAGAAAUCAGUUUAUCCCUUAAAUGCAACAAAAACGUAAAAAUAAUUAAUCUAUGCAUUAGGGCUAGGAUCAAUAAUAACUAAUGCAGCAGUAGAUCUAUAACAUUCUCAACUCAAAUAAGAAUGAAAGUGGUUCUAUUAUGCAGAAUUUCAGAGUAGAGACGAAUAAGGCAAAACCUAAGAUUAUGAAGCUAUAGAAACUGAAAGAUAUAUUUACCACUCCCCAAAAAAGUCAAACUCAUUAGAAUAAAAGCGUUAUUAUGAAUCCAAUACAUGGCUGCCUUGGAGUUAAUACCACUGUUAAUAACUCUAACAACCUAGAAGCUCAUAUUCAACACUAGUUAAUCAAGAAUAAGCAAAGAUCGCUCUCAUCAAAUAACGAGGAUAGUUACUUUUUUACCUUUCAUAAUCCAAAGACAAACUUGAGUGGCUAAGAUAUAAACAGAGAGGAUUAUUUAUAAGAGGAAGAUAUUAAUAAGUAGCAAUAAAUUACAAGUAGUUUCAACAAUAUUGUAGCUGGCAAUACAAGAUCUCUUGGUCAAGGGGUUAAAAAGGGAAUGGAUAAAUCUUAUUAGAACUCUUAAAUGCCUAUCAUUUAAGAUCAGUCUAGUACCAGUAUUGGAACUACAGCUGCUUCGCAGAAUUCUUUGGUAAAUAGAGCCUCUAAUACAAGCAAUAAGAAGAAGAAAACCAAAAUUCAUGACAAGAUCACUGUAAUGACAAGGAAUGGUGGGAUUCAGGGUAUUCAUAAUUUGAACACAACAAAUAACUAGUAAAGAUAGGAAUAGGGCUAGUUCCUAAGUAAAAUCGAAGAAAGAAUAAACAGCAAUAGCUUUCACUUGUAAGACAGAGUACUUAAAUAAUAAUAUUGA
Stylonychia lemnae is the source of this 2418-nucleotide messenger RNA. The record is from the annotation of a GenBank genome assembly. Lineage: Eukaryota; Ciliophora; Spirotrichea; Sporadotrichida; Oxytrichidae.